Messenger RNA from Aphanomyces astaci, 639 nucleotides. RefSeq lists its product as hypothetical. The record is from RefSeq and is a predicted model, not a curated record. The transcript has 2 exons. Bases 1 to 639 code for a protein of 212 amino acids. Lineage: Eukaryota; Oomycota; Saprolegniomycetes; Saprolegniales; Verrucalvaceae.
AUGGACGUUCCCCUCCGCCAGCAACAAAGCGGCAUCGAUCCCGUCCGCAUCGUAUACAGCCAACACCCUCAGGGCGCGCAAACUCGCACCAUCUCUAGCCUCUUCAUUCACAACGCCCUAGACAUCUCGACCUCAUAUGCUGGCAUCCAAGACCGGGCCCAAAUCUCUAACUACUUCACAGGCCAAUCCGCAUCUGGCGGCGUGUUUGGAGAAGACAAAUCCUUCCUCUUCUACCUCUCCCAGCGCGCACAUCCCGACAUUGCCCUCAAUGUCGGGCUGGGCAUUCCACAACCCAUUCGCGUCCUCAUGGAACCACUCGAGGCCUGCCAGCUUGAUAACGGCCUUACCGACCACCCCUCGCCUUUUUUUCGCAUACCCACACCACUCUUCUUGCCAGCCCUCAACAUCACCACGCAAUGGCACCAACCCCCCGCCAACCUUCCACGUCGUCCCAAUGACCGCCCAAUCUGGGACUACCUUACCCCAGCCCUUGGUACGACCCUCAUCUCCAUCAACAGGCUACACACAAUCAAGGUCCGCUGGGUGGGGGACAUCACCAACGACAAGGGCACCAUGCUGCAAAGCCUUUGGCUGGACCACUCCAACAGUUUGUUCCCAUUUGGGAUGCCAUCCCCAUAA